Molecule: messenger RNA, 5896 nt
Organism: Helicoverpa armigera (cotton bollworm)
Lineage: Eukaryota; Metazoa; Arthropoda; Insecta; Lepidoptera; Noctuidae
Gene: smog
Product: metabotropic glycine receptor
Exons: 11
Coding region: 1116-3086 (656 amino acids)
Biological process (GO): G protein-coupled receptor signaling pathway
Cellular component (GO): membrane
Molecular function (GO): G protein-coupled receptor activity
Source: RefSeq, a predicted model, not a curated record
CUAACAUGAUAAUAAAGACAUACAGUUCUCUGGAGAUGCAGUUUGACACUGAAAUAGGGAUUGUAACGAUACUACUGUUAAAAUGUGUAUUUUAAUAUUGUAUUUUUUUUUUAAGCUUCAUCUCUGUAACUGAUCAUGGGAUCGGUAAUUUCGCUGUUUUGAACAGUUUCAGUGGUAGAAUGGCCCUGCUGUGAUAUCUCAAAUUUCAGCAUUUGAUAUAAUUUAUAUGAAGGUCUUAUACGAUAAACAUGAACCAGCGAUAAUAAUUUGCUAUAAGAGAUAAUCAAAUAUAUAACAAGAAAUACAUCUCUCCAUCGUGGCACUCUGGAGCGGAGUGGUGACGUCAUUUUUAUGCUUCUUGUCCUAUCAGUGACCGCUCAUUGUGAUGCUUGGCGCGUGAGGCUAGCGGUCGCUCGUAACAGCGCGUACGCUGCUUAUUGCUAUACGCAGAGCACAGGUGCGUGCGGCCGCACAGUGUCCACACGUAAUGUACAGCUCGCAGUGUGGCGGCGACAGGCGUGGGUGGCGCGGCGCACGCAUGCGCGCGACACCCGCGGGCCGGGACCCGAGCGAGAUGCCUCAGUGGCGCGGCGGGACGCCCGGUCGAUUCCAGGGCGCGCACUGACAUUCAUGUUUGAAUACUAUCAUCCGGAAAAUUCACUGAAAAUUUUAAUCGCAAUCAGUCAAAAUCUUGAUUUAUUAAUUGCAGUCCUCUUUCUAUUAAGUGGUCUGGAUUUUGGUUAACGAUUAUGUUAGAUAAACGUGCAAAGUUCGCUCUUUUAUUCCGGCAUCUUACAAAAAAGUCAUGGAACAUAUCUGGACAUCUGCUCUCAUGUGAUUAAUAAGUAAAACCGCAGAAUGUGUUAUGAAUGUGUAGAUCAAAUGUUAAAUAUUAUUGCUAAAAAUUUUUAAUUAAUAAAUAAGAAGUUAAAUCAAAGUGUUGUUGUUGUGUCAUUAUAGUUAUGAAAAUAGUUAUUAAAUGGAUAAUGUAAAUAGUGAAUUUCUAUAAUCACCUGUGUCAUGCACUGAUUAUUGUUGGUGGAAAAGAUACAAAAAUGUUAGCCUGUUCUACAUCAUCGGUAUUACCUUCGGGCUUGUGGUUAGCCAGGUGAAGGAUGCAGGUGCGGUGGGCGGCGUGGGCGCUGGCGUGGUGCGCGUGCGCAGCGGCCGCGCCGGCCGAGCCGCGCACGCCGCUGCCCGCCGCCACCGCCGCCGCCGCCGCCGCGCCGCCAGCCCCCGCGCCCGCCGUGCCCGUGUGCGAGCCUCUGCUGCUCAAGAACACACCGCCCAUGCCAUUAAAUGCUCGUGAGCACGAGGCGGCAGCGGUGCACACAGCACGAGCGCUGGUGGAGCUGGUGCAGCAGGGCGUGGCGGACGAGGACCGCGCCGCAGCGCUGGCCCGCGCCGCCACGCGCGCCCCCCUCGGCCCUCCGCCCGCCGCAGUCGCACUAGGAGCCCCGCAGCUGCACCUCGGAGUCCUAUUCAUAGCAGAGCCACCUAAACUCGUCGUCUUCCAGCAAAACAAUUCAAUAACUCUACGACAGUUUUGGAGGACGUUGGCUUCUGCAUGGAAUGCGACUACAGCGGUUUGGUCAAACGCUUGGUUCUCAUGCGAGAAGGGCAGCGAGGGCUGGUGGGGCGGCGUGGCAGCAGCUCGUGGUUCAGGGCCGGCGAGAUCAGCUGCAGCGCUGUUUCGGCGUUGGCCCGCCUUGCCUUGUGAAGAAGCUAUGUACGACUGGCUGGGUGGACCUCCUUUGUGCGACGCUGCUACGACAGAUUGUGAAGCAACUCCAUCUUUUGGUUCUGGAGAUCGAAGGAUAGAGUAUCGCUGUAAAUGUCAAGCCGGACAUUGGAACGAGGGCGGCAGCGGGUGGCUGAGUGGAGCGACAUUAGCCGCAGACAACUCCGGGCCUCUGACGUGCACGCCCUGUGGCAUGGGUAGUGACUCCACGGCAUGCCUGGCCGAUACCUACCGCGUCGCACUCCUAGCUGCCAACCUCGCUGGCAUGCUGCUCUGUCUUGUAAUCGGACUCAUUAUCUUUAAGAAGAGAAAAUGUAAAGCGGUGGCAAUGGGAAUGUGGACUGUCCUGGAGGUGGUACUUCUUGGAGCAUUUUUAAUGUAUGCCUCAGCCGCAUCGCAGUACAUAUCUGUGGCGAAGUGGCGGUGCAUAGCAGGCGCGUGGCUAAGGGAGCUGGGCUUCGUGGCUUGCUAUGGCUCCGUAGUGCUGCGGCUGUGGGUACUCCUGGCAGAGUUCCGGACUAGGAAGGCACAUCGGUGGACACCGAGGGACUCAGAGGUGUUACGCGUGGUGGGUGCGAUGGUGUCAGGCGCGGCGUGCUACCUGGCUGCCUUCACUGCGACGGCGGCGUGCGAGGAGGACGCCAGCGCGGGCUGUGCUCGCGCCGCCUGGCACCACGUCACCGCCGGCGCCGAGCUGCUGCUGCUCAUUGCUGGACUCAGAAUCGCAUAUGCUGCCAGAAAUGCCAACGUGCCCUUCCAGGAGCGCGGCUGGCUGGCGGCGGCUCUGUGGACGGAGGGGCUGUGCGGCGUGUGGUGGCGCGGCGUGGCGUGGGGCGCGGCGGGCGCGGCGCCGGAGCGCUGGCCGGUGGCGGCGGCGGCGCGCGCGCACCUCUCCGCCGGCGCCGCGCUCGCCUGCGUGCUGGCGCCCCGCCUCUGGCACGGCUACCGCGCCAGGUCGCUCGCACAGGAGGUAUCUCGUCGCGGCCCGUCGGAGGGUUUCGGCGCGGAAGGCGAGGAGGAGCCGACGUCCGAGGAGGUCCGCGCUGAGCUGAAGCGGUUAUACGUUCAACUGGAGAUACUUCGCAACAAGACGCUGAGGAGAGACAACCCGCACAUCAGCAAGCGGCGCGGGGGCAGGAAGCCGCCGCACCGACGGUUCUCAUUGCAGAAAAAGGGCAGUCGUGAAAAGGCGCUGCAGGCUCGGCGCGGCUGCAAGGGCAAGGCGGGCGGCAGCGCCAGCGCCGUGGAGGCGAGCGAGGCGGGCGACGCGUCGCGCACGCCCGAGGACUCGGUGUGCUCGGCCGAGGGGCCCAGCCACUACACCGACGCCGACACGCAGGCGUGAUCCCAGUCCCCGCACUACUCGCGCCUGCAGCACCUGCUGCGCGUCGAGGUCGACACCGUGUGCGGCUUGUAUGCUCCACCUACCAAAUGAUACUACUUCAUAUAUUCCCACGACGAGCGAGAUCCUCAUCUGGGUUAGUGUGAUAUGUACAUUAGGCUGAUCCUACAUUGGGCGUGUGCACUCAUCGAACGCUACGAGCGAAAACGCGGCGUCUGCGUCGUCUAGGAACGAAUACUCCCAAUUUGGGGUCAGUCUUAGCUGCACUGCACUAGAUUGUUGUUACUCACGUAUUCAACCAAAACUAUGUCUAGAAUCGGUUCCAUCGGUGAAUCUACUGACACGGUAGACAUUUUUGUCAGAAAAAUGGUUGAAUAUUAGUAGGAUAUUAGGGCGAUUGUUACGGAUGUAAAAUUAUAUUUUUAAUGCGAGAGUGGGUCCUAUAGUAAUAAAUUAUGCUAUCAGUAUAUGCCCCACUAUGGAAUCAUUGACAGUAUAUACAUGAAUGUGUAAUUCAUACAAUUUAAAUAUAUUUAUUGAUGGUAAAAAGUAUUAUUUUAAUAAAUUGAGCCAUAUUCAACUGAUGGCCAAUUGCUUAGAAUGGUCCAUUAAAAUAGUAUUAAAAAUCAUUAGAUCUGGAAUUGUUAUUUGUAAGACAACAUUAGGUGUUAUGAAAAUUAAUAUUUUUUACGGGAAGUUAUUAAAAUCUUUAUUCAAUUUUAUAACAUUCACAAUGUAACAACCUCUGUAGAUCGAACAUAUUGAAUACCUACUGAAAUUAUUCGAAGAAACAACAGCUCUAUGAAACUGAUCUGUACAAUACAAAUUACUAGUCAUGAACUACUAAAGUUUUCUAUAGUGUUAUUAUAGGUUUACAAUAUAAUUUUAUAUUAUCAGGCGGUAUAUGUCAUAUUUUAUUUUAAUGCAGUUAUUAUUUUAAGACAUCGUUUUAGCUCUCUGAGCAAAUAAUGUGACUAUACCGCAGAAAUGUAUGUAUUUGUUAAGCGAAAUCUGUAGGGAGUGUUAGCUUAGGUUCACUUACAAAUCAGUACUCAAUAUUUGUUUUUUAUUCUUAAAAUUGUGGUGACGUAUAAAAUUAAGUUAUUUUUAAUUUACAGGACCUGACGUUUUAAACAAGCAAAACACGUCUAAACAAUGUAUCUACAUAUUUACAUAAACCGAAAAACAUGCCUUUCUAUAUGCAGAAAUCUUAUUUUCAUUUGAUGGAGACAGCCCCGGAUCUUCAAUUUUUUUUAGGCGGGGCAAAAGCUGAAAAAUGCCGCCCCGCCUACCUACCUACUUAUGUUUAUUUUCGCCAACGAAAGUCACUUUUUUGGUAGGUAAAUGACUUAAAAAAAAGUGUCCAAAUCAUUAUAGGCUCAAACUGUUGGCCAGGUUUAAGUUAUGAAAGUCGAGACAGAAUAAUGUAAUUAUUGUAAAAAUUUGCGCGAGCGAAAGUAGCGCGCAAUUUUUUUUAAUUUUGGGACACAAAAAGUUAAUAAAUUUAAAAAAGCGCUGGAAAGUAACAAGAAGUCAGAAGCGCAAACUUUGUUGUUUUUGAGGACUCCAUAAAUAAUAUUUUUUGCUACAUUUGACUUAUAAAAGAUAAUAAAUACAUCGUGGAUUUGAGUCAUGAAGUUAUGAAAGCAAUGCAUGUAUAAUAUUGCGCGAGCGAAGCGAGCGCGAAAUUUUUUGAGCCUACGACACAAUAAUAAGUGACUAAGUACAUUGUAAAGCCUCGAACUUUUUUAAAUUAUUUGUUUUAAGACUCACGAAUUAAACAGGGAAUUAUCUGUACUAAUAUUAUAAAGCUGAAGAGUUUGUUUGUUUGUUUGAACGCGCUAAUCUCAGGAACUAGUGGUCCACUUUGAAAAUUUCUUUCUGUGUUAGAUAGCCCAUUUAUCGAGGAAGGCUAUAGGCUACUUUUUAUCCCGGUACGGGAAGUAGUUCCCACGGGAUGCGGGUGAAACCCCUGGCAGAAGCUAGUGUACAAAUAAAAAGAAACCGUGAUAAGAGCGAGUGCCAUUUGCGUUCGUUGAUUCGGAGCGUCAAUAAAAAUAAUAAACAAUCAGAAAAAUAGCACAUACAUUGUUAUUUAGCCGCGAGCGUAGUGAGCGAGAAUUUUUUCACUUAUUUGGAGGAUGUUAAAAGUGAAAAAUAAUCAAAAUGAUCGAUCAAUCAAACAAAGCGAAGGCGAAUUUUUUGUCUGUAUCAUGAUACAAUGUGGAACUUCCUUAUCAAACAAGGGCGUCCCGCGGCGCCCCUGAGACCGAGGCGCCCGGGUAUUCGCACACCCUGCACCAUAGGUUAAGACGGCCCUGAAGACUCACAAAUGAAACUGGGAAUUAUGUACAAAUAAAAAGAAACCGUGAUUAGAGCGAGUGCCAUUUGUGUUCGUUGAUUCGGUGCGUCAAUAAAAAUGAUAAGCCAGCAGAAAAACAAUACAUACAGUGUCAUUUAGUCGCGAGCGUAGCGAGCGAGAUAUUUUUUACUUAUUUGGGGGAUGUUAAAAGUGAAAAAUAAUCAAAAUGAUUAAACAAAGCGAGGGCGACUUUUUCGUAGUAUCAUGAUACAAUGUAACUUCCUUAUCAAACGGGUGUAAUUUUUUCCAAAUUUCCUGGUCGUGGGGCGCCCCUAAGACAUACACACGCCCUGCACCAUAGGUUAAGACGGCCCUGUAGGUAACUAUUAUGGUAAUCUGUGAUGUGUGAUGUAGGAUUUAAAAUCAGGCAGCCGCCUGAUUUUGCCGCCCCCUGAAUUUGCCGCCCGGGGCAUGGGCCCCGGCUUGCCCCCCCCUAGAUCCGGGGCUGGAU